This is a messenger RNA of Capronia epimyces CBS 606.96, 978 nucleotides long. RefSeq lists its product as uncharacterized. Lineage: Eukaryota; Fungi; Ascomycota; Eurotiomycetes; Chaetothyriales; Herpotrichiellaceae. The transcript has a single exon. The coding region runs from base 1 to 978 and encodes 325 amino acids. The record is from RefSeq and is a predicted model, not a curated record.
AUGUGUCGAUGCGAGUUCCACCACCGUCGUUUCUAUUUCUUGGUGCAUGACUUUGCAAAGCCUGAACCCAAUUUUGUGCCUGCUGCUUGGUUUCGGGUUGUGCUGCUCAGUCCAGAAUAUGUCGAGGGACGGCGCCGACAACAGCAACUUGCGGCAGACCAAGAAAAUGAGGAGCGUCUCACCGUGAUGGACCGUACCGAAGUGGCAAAGUUACCGCUUUUCGGCCGUAACAAGUGUUUCUUCCAGAGUAUUGAUGGUAUGGUUGUUGGCAAGAGAGACCAUAAACAAGAACGAGAAAGCCGGAAAGAACCAACACAUGACCUUCCCCACGAACAAGAGCAUGUGCAAGAUCAAGAGCGAGAGAAAGUGCAAGAAGAAGGACCCCAAGACCAUGUCUUCAACACAUGGGUGCUUUUGGACUGUGGAAAUAACGAGUUCCACAUGACUCCCAUACCCAAACCUCUAAGUUGGAACAGCGACGACAAGAGUAUUGAUAACGAUCACGCAAAGGCGGAAAUAUUUACUCCGACGGGGCUCAGUGCAACCGAUCUCGUCAACGAAGCAACAAGCAAAGGAGGCCUAGCUGUUGCACUGCAGGCGUUUGUGUCGGAUGGCACUGCUAAAGACCAGCAUCCCCCGCUCGAGGAAUUGAAAGCCGAAGGCAGAACGUACUAUCGCCGCCAAAUCCGGAUAUGUCACGAAAAUUUACGGGCAGCGGUCGACGAGAGCGUCACGAACGCAUACAGGCAGCGAAUUAUAUGGUAUGCGACGCUGCUGGAAUACUUGUUUAUGAGUAUCCAAACCAAUGAAGAGGAGUUCGCUAUGAUCAAUUACUUCGACGACGACAGUCAACAGGAAGAGGAAGAUGAAGAUGGGGAAGGAAGCAAGAUCACGGCACAUGGAGAUGGUGUUGCACCAUGGGAGGAUGAAGACCCUCUGGAGGAUGACAGUUCCUUAGAUGAGGAGAGUGAUGCAUGA